UAGCAGAAUUUCUCUUUAAAAUGGGACACAUUCAUGAUGACGAAGCUUAAGGAAUUGAGUACCGCCCGUGAUAAUUAUACAUCGAAGGGAGUUCCGCACAACUCCAGGCUUACCUAAUAUGACUGAACGGGAUAAGGACCGAAGCAAGGUGCAAUACUCCUAUGAAGGGUACUUCGAUGAAAACUCACCGCGUCCCCCCGUGCCGGGGGAGGAGAGAAACCCUCCAAUGGAAUGGUCUCGACAUAAAGUUCCAUCGCCCACACCUCGAAAGUGUUACUGUUCAAAUGACCCGUACGCGACCAGUAGCUACGACAUCGACAGCUGCAAAACUCGCCAUGACAAAUACGAGGCCCGCACCCCCUGCGAUAAUCCUUCUCCAUCGGCAUGUUUGCGAUGGUCCCACUCCUUACACGCGCUUCUAGAGGACCCCGACGGCAUAGAACUAUUCAGGCGAUAUUUACAGUCCGAAGGGCGCCCGCACGCCGACGCGCUCGACUUUUGGUUCGCCUGUAACGGACUACGAAAACAAAAGGAACCCGAACGAGUACAGCAGCUCGUCAAGGCAAUUUAUAGGCGCUUCUUUCUUAAAUCUGCUCUUCCGAUAAAAGACGAAUUGCGGCGGGAGGUCGGACGGUGUGUUAAAUCUUCAUCGAAUUUCGAUCCUCCGGUCGCGUUAUUCGACGAAGCUCAAAAGCAAGUGGAGGCUCUCAUCAGUGAGACUACUUAUCCUAACUUCCUUAAAAGCGAAAUGUACCUGUCAUAUAUUCGAACUGCCCAAUAUCCGGCUGUCUGUAGCGGCGAAUUUAGUAGUGACUCGAGUUCUUCCAGUAGUGCAGUUAGUGCUAGAGAGUUGCAGAAUUUUGCGGCAGGCGUUGGUCUUCCGACAUUGCAUGAGGAUAUGGAGUAUGUUAGUACUUCUGCUCCGCUUAGUCACACACCAGGUACAGGCUGCUUAAGUACCGGGUAUCACACACCAAAUGUAGGAGGACCCGUCCGAUUAACAAAAGACGUGCUGCUGGCGACGCAAAGGCGCCGAGCGCUCGAUUCGCGACCGAAACCGGAAACGUUUGCGGGCAUGUUCUUAUACCGUGGAGUCGGGGCCCAUGCCGUUUACAACUCGUACAAUCCGGUAUCGAGGCAGGAUAGUGAAUUACAGUCGUUAAGCAGUCAUUCGGAUGCACGUACGGAGUCAGACAAUAUGUCUCUUACAGACAAUUCUAUUGACGGUAAAUCGCUGCCUCGUGCGUCACGAAGGCAAUCUUCCAUGCUGACGAAGCAAGUGCAGGAGCAAGCGGCUCUCAAUAAGGAAACCAACAUGCAUCAGACUGUCAUACCGCGUACUCAAAGAAUGGACACGCGCCAGUAUCACGCCACCGAUCCGUUGACGUUCGGUCCGAUUCUGAUUGAGAAGUUGGAAAAAGUGCGGCGCGAGCAGGAAUCUCAAGAGCUUCUCAGCAAGAAGCUAAUGGAAGGCGAUAGUUCCUUAGAGGAUAAGACGCGCGUAAUUCAAUCCAACGAAAUCGCGAACGCCAUAAGGGAGAAGUUGCAGUUGGACGACGAUAACGAUCAAGAUAUUUUAGACCAGCAUGUGUCGCGCGUAUUUUCCGAUUUAACGCCUUCGAGAUCUCCAGGAUUUGUUAGUCCGAGACCUUACUCGCCGACGAGAAAUAGGUGGGCUCAGGAGCAGUACGCGCGAACGAGGCGUAAGGAUAAGGACGUAUUCUCGACGUUUAGCGGCGAUUCCGGUAACGUUCACGAUUUUCCGGAAUCGUUCGAUCAUAAGAUCGGCAUGGUUAAGUCGAAGAGCAUGACGGAUUACGGGGAAGAUAAGUUCAUUCGUGGUUCCAGUAGGAGGUCGUCUUCUAAGAAGACAAUUAAUGAUCUGACCGAUAGCGGUGUGUCCGUGGUUUCGGAUACGCCACCCGUUAAGGAAAAUCGGGUGCUGGCGUGGGUUAUUGAGUCUGAUAGAUCGGGCAGAGGAACCGGCUAUACGCAUAGUGAAAUGUCUGGAAAACACAGCAGGUAUGAACCUUUUGUUUUGGAUCUGUGGGAAACUCAUGCGAAUUUUAGACACAGAAAGGCUUAUAGUGGAUCCCGCUCGAGUUCAAUGGAACGUAACAGCGUUGCCAACAGCUUGGUUCCAGCCCAACCGUUCGUUGCCGACCCCAGUAUGCCCCCACUUCCGUUACCAAAUACUGCCAUUCAGUUGGAAGAAGCGCGACGCCGUCUUGAAGAUGACGUACGCACAACUCGGUUCAGGCAAAAGUCGUCAAAUAAAUACUUCCCAGAAGUUACGCAAAGCAGCCAGUCGACGUUACGCAAAUCGACGCGUACUAAAAGUUUACCGACGGCGGCGUUAACGCAAGAAGAAUACACGACCGUCGUUUUUUCGUUUUGCGAUGAACAGUUUCCAUACCGCACCAAAAUACCUGGUCAUCAGAUUAGUUUAAAUAAGUUUAAAGAAUAUUUACCAAAAAAAGGAAAUUACAGGUAUUUCUUUAAGACGGAGUGCGAGGAAUUAGGAAACCAAGUAAUACAGGAGGAGGUGAGCAACGAUACGGAUAUUGUUCCUUUGUACGAAGGAAAAAUAAUGGCGCAAGUAAAGCCUGUCGACUGAGUUUUACAUUUAUUUUAUUUUUAUACAAAAGAAAUGCCUAAUUUAUACGAAUCUUCUAGUUUUUAUAAGACUAAUGGAAAAAAUAAAUGUAUUUGCGAAGUUUAUUUAUUUCUGUUACAUUGUUAAGCGUAAUCGUCAAAAUGUGUAUGUUAACUUUUAACGGUGAGCUGAGAGAGAAAAACAGGGGGUCGGCUAGAGGUGUGCCGCUUUCGGUUACACUUGUAUGUGUAAUAUUUCUAGAUGUUUUUGUAGUUUCCUUGGGAGGCUUUCGUGAACGGAACUGUAAUUCUGUAGAACGUCUAAAGAAUUACAGUGACAUUCACCAACCUAAGGUUUUGUGUCUUAAAACAUUAAACUGCCAAAUUCAGAAGCAAUACAAAGGGCAGUGGCGUAACAAAAGUAAUCGAAUACAGCAGGUGCAUAUAUAUAGUGCCUUUACAUGUCUUCUGCAGUAAUUAAUUUCUUUGUGUGUUUCCUCAAUUUUUACCAAAAUACAUCACGUUUUAUUACAGCUAGCGGCGGCCAUAUUCGUUUAUAAUCCGAUUUUCAGAGAAAGAGUAGCUGUAGUUCGUCAUAUACCUCAUUUUUGCGUGUAAAAAUAAUUCGUCCCAUGUUCAAGUUAGUUCUAAGGACUGUAUUACUUAAACUGUACAUUUUCUUUUAAUUUAUUAAGCGUUGGAACUGAUGUUUUAUUUAGACACGGCGGCGAGUGAAACUUUGCAUAUUUCCUCAAAACGUAAUUUAUUAAAGCGACGAAAUACGCAAUCGUUUUCGCUCCCCCCACCCUCUCUAAUUUUAAUUUGUAGUCAAUAGUUUUAAAUGUGAAUUUUGUAGAUAGAAAAAAUAUUUAUAGUUGUUUUUAAAUACUUAUUUUUUUAUAAAGUAUUUUUUCACAAAACAUAUUCUACAGUAUUUUAGUGUAAACAUAGUUGCAAUAUUUGUUGAAAAUACAUCUUAAGUGCCA
This is a messenger RNA of Photinus pyralis (common eastern firefly), 3581 nucleotides long. It is a transcript of the gene Axn, whose product is annotated as axin. Gene Ontology annotation, biological process: negative regulation of canonical Wnt signaling pathway. The coding region runs from base 119 to 2617 and encodes 832 amino acids. The record is from RefSeq and is a predicted model, not a curated record. The transcript is spliced from 10 exons. NCBI's taxonomy places the organism in Eukaryota, Metazoa, Arthropoda, Insecta, Coleoptera, Lampyridae.